GAGGCUGGAAUAUCACCCGUUUCUUCAGUAAAAUACACAUUUAACUCUCAAAUAUUAACAUCAUCAUUCUAAGAAUUAAAAGAAAGUAACGUUAUUAUUUUUUGGGCGUGAGUUGUGAAUUGGUACGCAAUUGUUUGAAUAUUCAAAUGUGUUUCUAUUAAGUAAGAGUUGGUUUAAACGGGUUUUCGACACGUCGGGACGCCGAGCUGUUAGUCGCUCCAAGAGCGGAGUUCAAAUGCAGCUGAUAAAGUGCACAGAGUAAUGGUUCCAGUUAGGGAAAAUGGUCCUUAGAGAUGGUGCCCAGUAGUUUUUAGUGAUCGGUGGUGGUGGAAGGGAUUUGGAGUAAUAAUAAAGCGAAAUAAAAGGCAGAGACGUGGUAUGAGCCGGGCCACAUGCAGUCGGUGGCUUCGGGUCAGGUAGAAGGAUCACAAACAAAAAAUUACAUAUAUAUUUUCAGUCGUUAUGCCUUAAUAGUUCGAACUUUUGGGUUUCGAUUAUGAUUGUGAUAUUUGAUCAGUAAGUUUGUUUUGUAAUUGGUGAUAACAAUAAUGCCGUGAACAAUGUAAGAAAUGAUUCUUUCCGUCUGUCCCUCCGAGACUCAUUUUUGGUACGGACCAUCGCAAGUGCACGUCGAACUAGUCCACGAAGUGCAAAUCUAGUCAAAGAAGCGAUGCAAAUUUGAAAUCAAUUAGGCAUGGAUUUCGCGACGGUAAGACAAUACCUAAUCACCAGCUCCUUUGUCCUGGGCACCGUCGGUAAUUUGGCGGCCCUAUGGAUCCUAUAUAAAUCCUCGAAGAUGAGAAACCCCAAGCACGUUCUGAUGCUCAGGUGCCUGGCAGUCAACGAUUUGAUAGCGCAAGUAGGGAUGCUUCUACUUACAAACCUACCCAAGUACAUCACGAUCCCGGUCUACUGGAAGUGCACCUUCUUUGUGAUGCUAAGGGCUUUCGGCCUUGGCUCCGGCUGUCUCGCAUUCGUCAUGGCCAUGGAGAGGUGGCUCGCCCUCACCAGACCCUUCGUAUAUCAACAGUACGUGACAAAAAUAGUCCUAAAACGAGUCAUAUUCUCCUUGUGGACCUUCGCCGCUCUGUUAACUUUGAUGCCGCUCUUCGGGUUCGGUCUUUUCUACGAAGAUGGAAAAUGCCACAGGUAUAGAGAGGCCACCCAGCUACGAGACAUUAUCUACGCCUAUCUCUUUUUCACGUUUGGGACGAGCCUGUGCACGUGCAUAGCGUUCUUCAACACGAAAGUCUUCUACGCCCUCUCGCACAUCGGUAAAAAGCAAAAGAAAGUCCUCGUGCGUAGAAUCAGCCGCUCAAUCAUCAAAGAAAAGAAGACGCGAAACUUAGCGCUUCCUGAAGAACUUGCCUUCGCUAAACUCAUGGCCUUCAUAUGCAUUGUCUUCAUUCUCUGCUGGAUGCCUCAAAUGGUUGCUAUCCCUCUGGGACACUUCUUCGCCGAAUCGAAAUUGUACAGGGUAUUAGCACGUAUCGCUGACGUGUUGAUGUGUGUCUACUUUACGCUCGAUCCGUAUAUCUAUGUGUUGCAUCAGUACAUGGAAAAGGGCAGAUUCAGGGUGCCGUUCAAAUGGCAGAGGUCAAAUCCAGCAACACCCACGACCGAAAUAAUCCGACCUCCGUCCUUCAGCCUCGGCCAAAUGCAGACCGAAACCGUCUAAGUAGACAUCCGAGUCGCGCUUAAUUUCUAUGUGCCAUACGAGCUUAACUGUUGUAAAUAGUUGUUUGUAGAUCAAUUUAAAUAAAACCAAACGAAAAGCCAAUGAAUAGGGAGAGCAGACGACAACAACGAAUCUCCGCUCGUCAACGACGACGUGCGGCCUGCAACGUAGAUAAAUUCUAUUAUCAGUGGGCGUUCUGAUAACAUUAUUUACCCGCUUUAUGUGAUUGCGUUAUGCAACGUACCUGCAUCGAGUUAAAGAAAGAGGAUAUACUCGAUUGUUAUGUAUUAGAAAUAUGUAUUCUAUUAAAAAGAAACAAUUUUAUUCUCGUUCUACUUGUAGAAUCUUUAGA
This is a messenger RNA of Nicrophorus vespilloides, 2030 nucleotides long. RefSeq names its product cannabinoid receptor 1. NCBI's taxonomy places the organism in Eukaryota, Metazoa, Arthropoda, Insecta, Coleoptera, Silphidae. The transcript is spliced from 5 exons. The coding region runs from base 695 to 1678 and encodes 327 amino acids. The record is from RefSeq and is a predicted model, not a curated record. Gene Ontology annotation, molecular function: G protein-coupled receptor activity. Gene Ontology annotation, cellular component: plasma membrane. Gene Ontology annotation, biological process: positive regulation of cytosolic calcium ion concentration; adenylate cyclase-activating G protein-coupled receptor signaling pathway; inflammatory response.